ACAGAAUAUGCAUAAUUAUUUUUACCACCAUUGACAGGGAAUAGGGAGUAUUGUGUAAAAAAAAAACUUAUAAGGAAGUAAGAAGAGAAAGGGAGGAAACUAGGAGAGCAAAAGAGGAAGCAGGACAAUUGCUGUGACAGCGAUAAUGACUAAGAAUUAAGUUGACAGCUGUGAGUGCUUUAGCUUGACUGUUUUGAAGCUGUACUGAACACAAAAAGAGCAAGAUAGUUUUUCAAGUCCUAACACUAACAACUGAGUGAAGUCUACUUUCACGUUUGUUGAAAAUGGAGGUUUUCAAGAUCCUCGUGGCGCUUCAGGCUCUAGUCCUCUGUCAAGCUAAACUGUCCAUAAUCCAGACCUCCACACCCUGCUCCUGGACUGUGACCUCGGCAGGAGAAAAUCAGAGUUUGGCUAUUUUCACGAAUCAGUCCCUGUCACCGCUUGCUGCUCGGAUCUGCCAGGCCCUCGGCUGUGGUAAGGUCCACGAGCUAAAAGAGAGCAUUGCACGUGGAACUGCGAGCUGUCUCACAGGCUGCAGCUACCACAAUAACCAACUGAUCAACUGCACAAAGGUUAAUAGGACAAACUGCAGCAUUCUGUCUGAGGUUGUUUGUGAUGCUCCUUACAUAACCCCAACAAAUCACCCCUGCAUCUGGAACAUAAUGUCUCCAAUGCCUAAAUCAGCAGUCAUUCUGACCAAGGAGUCCAUGCUCAGAUUGCCCAGUGAAAUAUGUCAGAACCUCAACUGUGGAGAAGCCUUUGCACAGAACAGCACAGAAGCACCUUCAAACAGUACUUGUCUAACUGAUUGCAUCUACCACAACUCCUAUUUGUGGAACUGUUCCACCGUGGUCAGAAAUGACUGCUCAAUCAUUUCUGAAGUCAUCUGUGGUAACCACAAAGUCAGACUGUCAGGAGGUAGCCAUAAGUGUGCUGGACGGGUGGAGCUGUGGAGCGCUGGACAAUGGGGCACAGUGUGUGAUGAUGAGUGGGAUAAACAGGAUGCAGAUGUGAUCUGUGCUCAGCUGAACUGUGGAUAUGCAAUCUCUGUUAAUGGGCAGGACGGCCCCUAUAGCCAAGGUCGAGGUCCUAUUCUUAUGGAUGAGCUGAACUGCACAGGGAAGGAGAGGAGCCUGUGGGAGUGUCCUGCAGUGAGGGAAGGUCAUGACUGUGGACAUAAAGAAGAUGCUGGAGUGGUGUGUUCAGAAUAUAAGGCUCUGAGACUCACUGGCGGACUGGACCAUUGCUCAGGCAGAGUAGAAAUUCAUCGGAAUGAUUCUUGGAGUACGGUGUGUGAUGACUGCUGGGCAAAGGAGGAGGCAUCCAUGGCUUGCGCCAUGUUGGGCUGUGGGGAAGCAAAACAAUUCACAGCCUUUAAGACACCCUUUACCCACACAAAUGGAACACGUUGGUAUUAUUGGUGUUCAAAAGACCAUAAAAUCCUGUGGGAGUGUAAGGAGAUAGAGGCAACUAGCACUUCAUUGUGCGAAGACCCAAAAGCUGCAGGACUGAUUUGUACUAACUCUCUUGGAAUGCCUUUACCUACCAUUCCAGAUGUAGCUACGACCAUGGUAACAACAAUGAAAACCACAACAGAAGCGCCCACAGUGUUCUGGUCUCCUGAAUUACUGGGCUGCAUUAUACUGUCCUGCAUUGUUUUGAUUGUAAUUCUCUCAAACAUCAUCAUAUGUUGCUGUUCAAAAAAGAAAAGAAAAGCUCUUCAAGUUCAGCAGAGAUUUGUCAAUCUACAAACCAACGCUGCAGCUGAAGAAAAUAACUAUAGAGAUUCUAUCCACCUUGUUAAAGUCACCAACAAUGACAACAAUGCCGCCCCAACAAUGCCACAACAAAUGUGGACCCAGAGUAGUGUCGAGAGUGCGUCCUAUGAUACAGACUAUGAAGCCAAUGACAGUGGCCCAAACGGUGAUUUCACCCUGUCCACAUUCCGCAACUCUAUGCGGUACAAUGCAGAUGGUCGAACUCCUGCUAUGAAGGGCCCAAAUCUGCAGAUUGUGACUGAGGAGGACACACAUGCUACAAUGCAAGGAUACCUGCAAGCCCCCGUGGAUGCAUUUCAGCGCCUCUCUGCAACUCCCAGUGCCGACUCAUUUGACACGUCCAGCACCUCAUCUGGGGAGUGUUAUGAAAAUACAGGCCACAACACUGAAGAUCUAUACUUGGAGAAUUACGAAAAUCCUGGAGAAAUUAGAAGUGACCUGCAGCCUGGAAUUCCCACUAUACACAGCACUGAGGACUUCCCAAAUGCUACAGUGUCGGGACCGAGUAUGGACCUGAGCGAUGGAGAAGAUUCCCCCAUUUACUCUCCUGUGAGUGCUGAUGUAGAGCCCUUCUCAAAUGACACGGAUGAGAAUUAUGACUAUGAUGACUAUGAUGAUGUUAUUAACUACUCACAGUCACCAUUGAUGUGAGCUGGACCUACUGAUGUAAUGGCCUUGUCAAAAAAAAAAAAAAAUAAUAAUUCUGAAUUAGCUAGUUAAUUAAAAAUACCUGAGAAUCCUAUUUUCCUGUACAUUCUACAACUAUGUUUUACUUGUUGAUGACUUUAUGAUGAGUGUCUUGAAAAUUUAAAGACAGAGAUCAUGUAUUUAGGGUGCUGGUCUAGAAUUAGUUGUCUGUCUCUCUCUCUCUCUCUCUCUCUCUCUGUGCGUGUGUGUGUGUGUGUGUGUGUGUGUGUGUGUGUGUGUGUGUGUGUUAUAUUUGCACUGAAACCCCC
Molecule: messenger RNA, 2734 nt
Organism: Ictalurus punctatus (channel catfish)
Lineage: Eukaryota; Metazoa; Chordata; Actinopteri; Siluriformes; Ictaluridae
Product: antigen WC1.1
Exons: 16
Coding region: 285-2429 (714 amino acids)
Cellular component (GO): membrane
Source: RefSeq, a predicted model, not a curated record